UUUAACUAGUGCCGAAAGUCGAAAUACAUAAUUUAGUGAUGAAAAGUGAAACUCAACUUAAAAAGAAACUAUUAUUCAUCAGACAUACAUUUAUGGCAAGUUUUCUUCUAUAAUGAUGAACUACCUACUUUAAUUUUAUAAAUUCUUCAUUCAUCAGACUGGUAUAUCUUAAAUUUGGAGAUUUAUGAAAUAAAAGAAAGAAAUAAGACACAAAAUACAGAGAACAGUUUCAGUUAUCGAAAAAUAUAAGGAGGACGAUUUGUUGGCAUCAUGUAUUCACCAAGACAGAAAAUUAUUUGGUUUGCAUUUUUCUCAAGAAUAUUUGUUUUGCUGCUGCAAUGUAUAGCAAACCUUGUGAUCCCUGACCACCAAGCGAAUGUAUUCAUUAGUCCAGAAGAUCCUUCACUUCGGAAAACUAAUGCGGAUUUCAUCAUUGACAAACUAUUGGGUGGCCUUAAAAGGUGGGAUUCCCAAUACUUCAUUCAUAUAGCUCAGUAUGGAUACACAUACGAGAACUGUUUAGCCUUUUAUCCCCUAUUUCCAUUAAUAGUGAGAUAUGUUGCAUUUGUCUUAAAUAGCAUUUUAGGUACCAUUUUUAACUUUCACAGCAUUUUGUUAAUAUCUGCAAGUUUGGUUAAUUUAGUUGUAUUCAUUAAAUCUGCAGAUAUGCUGCACAAACUCAGUCUGAGAAUUCUAAGAAGUGAAUGUAAAGCAUACAAGUCUGUAAUAUUGUACUGUGUGAAUCCAGCGAGCAUAUUUUUCACAGCUCCAUAUUCCGAAAGUUUGUUGGCUCUUAUGUCUUUCUAUACAAUGUUUAAAUGUACAGAAAAUGAAACACUUAGAUUUGGGAGUAUUGACAUAUUGAGCGCCUUUCCCGCUGGAUUCUCCAUGAUUAGCAGAUCCAAUGGCUGUGUUAAUUUAGGUUUUAUACUUUACACUAGUUUUAAGAAUGUCGUUGAGAAAACAUUCCCUGAGAUUGUCUACAAAUAUAAGACAUUGAAGCAUAGAAUUAUUUUGCCAAUUUUGUUGCUGCCAUUGAUAACAUCUUGUGUGGCAUUAUCUGUGACUGUGAUAAUAGCCGUGAUGCCAUUUUUACUCGUGCAAACUUACAACUACUUUAAGUUCUGUAUUCAUAAUGAUCACAAUUUACCAGAGUUCCUUAUGAAUACGGAAUUUGUUUUGCCUGGAGUAGCAGAGAGUCCAUGGUGCAACACCUCUGUACCAUUUUCAUAUUCCUAUGUUCAGAGUCAUUAUUGGGAUGUAGGAUUUCUAAAAUACUAUAGAAUAAAACAGAUUCCCAAUUUCGCCUUAGCAUCACCUAUUUUAUUUCUUAUUUUAUUUCACUGUCUAUGCUAUGUAAAAAAUAAUUUAAAAUUAUGUUUAAGGUUCGGCAUAAGAGAAAAUAUAUUGAAUUAUGGCUAUAAUAAUAGGAAUAUUUAUAGGCAAAGACAUUAUUCUAAAGGGUUUGGGGCCAAUGAUCCUAUGAUGUUUGUGUAUGUGGUGCAUGCUAUUUUUUUGUCAACAUUUUGUAUACUUUUUGUGCACAUACAAGUUUCCACAAGGCUUUUAGCAUCGUCCAGUCCUAUAUUGUACUGGAUUUGCUCAAGUAAAAUGAAUGUGGGGCCCACACCAACCUCUGACCAGAACACGAUCAACGAACAUUUCCGUCGCAUUGGGAUAGGUAAAAGAAUACCAUCCCAUCAUCUGUCAAUUGCUAAUUUAGAGGGAGUAGACAAUAUGUACAGCAAGUGGAACACUUUCAUCAUAUCACGAAGAAUGCCAGACUUUCAAUCUCGCUUGAUUCAGUGUUACUUUCUAGGGUACCUCAUGAUUGGUACAGUUUUAUUUUCAAAUUUUUAUCCAUGGACAUAGUUAUGCUUUCAUGGCGUGCUACAUAUCAUUACAAUUAACUCAUUCAAGUCCAAAACUGAUCACUAGGUGUAGAAUAUUUAAAGCAUAUCACUACAUAAAUCAUACUUUGAAUUGUGUUCAUUCUGUGUGUGAAUGCUGAAAGUUGGCAUGCGUUAUUAGAUAGUGAUUUAUCUAAGUACAAAUAUUACGAAAAUGUAAUGCCAAGAUAAGAAAACUAAUAAUAUAAUUGACAAUACUGUUUUUGAAACUAAUCAUUAUA
Aricia agestis (brown argus) is the source of this 2131-nucleotide messenger RNA. It is a transcript of the gene PIG-V, whose product is annotated as GPI mannosyltransferase 2. Bases 271 to 1872 code for a protein of 533 amino acids. NCBI's taxonomy places the organism in Eukaryota, Metazoa, Arthropoda, Insecta, Lepidoptera, Lycaenidae. The transcript has a single exon. Gene Ontology annotation, molecular function: GPI mannosyltransferase activity; alpha-1,6-mannosyltransferase activity. Gene Ontology annotation, cellular component: endoplasmic reticulum membrane; mannosyltransferase complex. Gene Ontology annotation, biological process: GPI anchor biosynthetic process. The record is from RefSeq and is a predicted model, not a curated record.